Umbelopsis ramanniana AG is the source of this 1866-nucleotide messenger RNA. RefSeq lists its product as uncharacterized. The transcript has 3 exons. Gene Ontology annotation, cellular component: cytoplasm. Bases 158 to 1588 code for a protein of 476 amino acids. NCBI's taxonomy places the organism in Eukaryota, Fungi, Mucoromycota, Umbelopsidomycetes, Umbelopsidales, Umbelopsidaceae. The record is from RefSeq and is a predicted model, not a curated record.
AUCGUUGGUAGUCUCGGUGUAUUCAUAAGAUCCUCGGCUCUAGAUUCAUACUUUGAAGGAGCUCAACGUUUCUGCUGCUCCGUGGAAUCCAACGGUAAAAAUUGAAAAAAAUGGAAACAUAUCAAUUCCCGCUGAACUCACUCAGGAACACAACCAGAUGCCCCCUUCGCCUCCAGCAAGCACGCAUGCCUUGGCAGACCACUCGGAGCGCUCAUCGCCAUCACCCACUACCCACCCAUUACGUAUAGGACCUCCUUCGCCUCAUUAUGCCGGCGGUAUCGAUAUUCCGCAGACUUCGCCAUGGCCACACUUCUCCACAUCCUCUUCUAUCUGGAAUGAAUCCACACCGUUUUCACCUCCAGAAUACCAUUUUCCUCGUACCCCUCGACCUUCUUUCUCAUCUGAGUCCACCAGCCAUCCAGGUUUUUUGCCAGAAGAUCAACUAUGGUCAAAGCAUGUUUUAGCCACUACACACGAGGAAGAAAAUGAGCCGGAGUCAGUGUCUCAUCCCCGCAUGCGUUCAAAGUCUUCUACCGCUGCCUUUGGCAUGAUGAUGGACGCAUCGCCUUUGGAUGCUAUUGGUCAGUCCAUAUGGAGCAGACAAUCCGAGACCAUGACUCCGCAUAGAAGGCGUUCAUCCACUUCCAUUGGCUGGCAUCCCAUGGCGACCACGCGAUCUCCACCUUCCAUCAACUCUAUGUAUAAUAGUUCGUCCUCCAUCCUGAAUCAAUCUCCUCUCUCUUCCACACUUCCUCCUCGAUCUGAUCAAUGGAUGGCACACCAGAGAUCAUCCACCAGCGAAUACAUGCCACCAGCGCCAUACCGUCGCCACUCAGUAGCAACCACCCCAUACAUGCUUCCUUCACAUCAACCUCAGGAUACCUAUCAGCUAACAGACCUGUUGGACAAGGUCCAUCUUGAUGAUCCGAACAAGACCGGCCUGUCGCACGACGUACUGGAAACCAUUCAUGGCUACUUUGAAAAUGAUAGACAGAGAACCCAAAUCUUCAACGAUAUGGGCAAAGGUAUCCCUCUAGAUCAAGUACCAGCAUCAGGGGCAUUGUAUAUGGUAGAAUUCAAAGCUGGGCGAUCGGACUUGUACUACGUAGCCGACACCAGUUCUUGCCCAGUUAAACAAGGAGACUUGGUCAUUGUAGAAGCUGACCGAGGAAAAGAUCUCGGCAAAAUCAUAGUGGAAAAUUUGACACCUGAAUACGUAGAAUCUUUAGCUAUACAGAAGGAGCAACAACAACAGCAACAAGAUGGAACAGGGGAAGAUGGUCAGGAUAGCAAGGAGCUACGACCUAAACAAAUAUAUCGAAAAGCUAUACCAGCUGAAAUCGCCAUGUUGCUAUCGAAAAGACAAGAUGAAAUCAAAGCUGUUAUGGUCUGCCAGACCAAGACCAGGCAAAAGCGACUGCCUAUGGAAGUUGUGGAUGCCGAAUUCCAAUGGGAUCGACGCAAACUGACAUUUUAUUUUGUCGCUGAGCGAAGAAUUGACUUUAGAGAACUUGUGCGUGAUUUGUUCAAAACAUAUAAGACUCGCAUUUGGAUGUGUGCCGUCAAUCCAUCUACAAACUCCAAUUAAAGACUCAAAGUCCUAGAGUACUAAACCGGCCAUUCCUUGCAAAGCCCUCAUCCGUUUAUCCUCUGUCGUACCACUUUUCAAGUUUGCGAUGAGAUGCAUAUGUAUACCACAGGAAGAUCUCGGGCUUUUAUAGUUUAGACUAUACUGUAGAUUGUGAUUGUAUAUGAUAGUUCCCCAUACCUUUGCUUUUUUUUUGUUCUCUCUUUUAUUGUAUUACAGUACUUUAUCAAUUACCAAAACACAAAGAAAUAACACGUCCUCCCCGAAUUUCUCAUCCA